Messenger RNA from Suillus discolor, 2341 nucleotides. RefSeq lists its product as uncharacterized. The coding region runs from base 196 to 2154 and encodes 652 amino acids. NCBI's taxonomy places the organism in Eukaryota, Fungi, Basidiomycota, Agaricomycetes, Boletales, Suillaceae. The transcript is spliced from 2 exons. The record is from RefSeq and is a predicted model, not a curated record.
GCAGACACUCCUCCGAGACAACCCCGGCCUUCACAGACACCAAUUUCCCGCAAAGCAGGCCCUAAACUUCCACCUCCUUCUGAUGCUGAAGUUAUUUGCAUAUCUGACAGUGAUGACGACAAUGUUCCCGCUCCUCCGCCAGCGACUGCUGUCCUUCCCAUCCAAGAGCCCAGUCCUGCCUUGCCUUCGGUUAUCAUGGAAUCAGAAAAUGAAAUCAUGGUCGAUUUAGAACAUCAGGUUCCAGAAAAUUCGUACUAUGAACUGAUGGAGCCCGAGUCCAACUUUGACGAAGCACUAGCAAGAUCAGAACUCCAGCGUCAAACAGAGGAAUUGUUUUCGUAUAUUGAUUUGGAUCCCCCAGAACCAAAUUUCGCUGACCAAAUUACCAGUCUGAUUGCCCAUGAUGACUGCAACACUGCUCGGGACCCACAUGUUCCAGCUCCUGACAUGCCUACCAGUACCACUCUUCCAUCCUCAGAGAAAGCAAGUGGGACUUCUUCAAAUGACGCUGUUCCGGUCGAGAUAAUCCCUCACCGCAUUGUAGUCGACACUAUUUCCCAUGUAGAGUCUUCACCAAGCUCCAAAAUUCCAAUGGUUGCCGCAGAAGCUCCCUCCCAGACGCACGCUACCGUGCCCACCAUAGCUAAACCCUCGAUCAUGUGGAAUUAUACCCCUCCCACCACCAACCCGUUCUUCGCUAGGGCGCUUGCUUUCAACGCAAAGGCGUUGAAAAAACCUUUACCCUUAGUUGCUCAGGUAUCUAAUGAACCGAACGCAACUGCUUCUCCCGCUGCCCCAGCUGCUUCACCAGCUAUUGUUGGGUCGUCCAUAGCGAAGAUCCUGCCCGAGCCCUUGCUGGUCGAGCAGGCUUCUGACGCACCCACGGCGAGAAAUAACCCAGCCUCAUCACCCUCGCUCGAUCACUUGCUACCUUGUGACAGUGAUAGGAACGUUGUUUCACCCACUGUGGAUGAAGCUACGGUAGAGGCACCCCAACAGCUUCCACAAAUAGACUCUCGCGACGAUAUCAGGGCUUCUUCGACUCGCAGUGAUCAGCCUUCUACCCGUGAAUCUACUGCCAUGACGGUCCCUAUCUCCAUAUCGGACAUACCACCACCAGCAAUCGCCCUUCCCUCAUCCACCCCCCUCCCUGUCCCACCACGUGUGCAGCGGCCCAUUAAAGGACUCUCGCUUACUGAGUUGAUUAACAAGAGACGAGAGGAGCACUUCAGGUUACAUCCUUCUGGCGAAUACAUCGACCUCACCAACGAUGUGUCUCCUUCACGUGAUGGUAGUCAGGCGCCCGGUGUGUCCAAGCCUCAGGAAUCUGUCCAAUCUCUACAUACUAUAUCCCAAAAUCCAUCUUCAUUACCUGCCCCAGUCUCCGCCAGUCAGCCGGCACCGACUCUUGAGACCCGUACGCCGAGUAUACAAGAAAUUCGCGAUUUAAUGCGUCAGCGUCCGUUGAGCAGUAAACUCAGCAUGUCUUCAGCAGCCAGCAAUCCAAGCACCUCGUCUGUAGCAUCCGCCGCCAGCGCCCUCGUUCCCAACAUCUCUCCACCUCAUUCCAUUACAUCCAAUUCAACAUCAUCCAGCAACCAAAGCGGCUCGAAAUCUAGCUCGCGCAAGAAGACCCGCUCAAUGGGCAUGGCAAGCCUUGAAAUGUUCAUCUCACCCAUCCCGAACUGGUCCCAGUCCGCGUCGACGAAGAAGACGACGACACCUACUGUGAAGAGAACCUCAUGUAAUGCGGAUAUUUUUAGGCGCAUUAUUACGCCUACGGCAGAGAUAUCGAUGCGCAGUCCCUCGUUGUCUCCUUCUGAGGGUCGGAGAACCAGGCGUGUUGUUCGGCCAUCCAGUCCGCUAGGUGUUGGCGCUGGUGAUGUUGCCGUGCAACUUGAUGAUCAGUCUCAUGAACUGCCUGAACCACUUGAUGGUCCCAUAGUUACACCGUUUGCUAUCCCUGCAGAAGGAGAGAUGGAAGUCCAGAACACCUCUGCGCAUCAGGACGUUCCCCUAGAUGACGUAAUGGAUGACAUGAUUCCAUCGGAAGGCUUGCAGGGUGUCACUGAGAGCAUUGGAUCGCUGGAUUUACACGAACACGGUCGAUCCCCUGAAGUAGAUAUCAAUGUCAAUCAGUCGAUUCGCCUCUAGAGAGUGUAUGUAAAGACGGGUACCUUGAAGGCAUUCCGGUGUCUGCCGAAUUGAUGGAACACGAGGAGUUAGAGUCACUGGAGAUGCUGGUAGAUGACGUUUCGGCUGAGAGUGUGGAGGAAGCUUUGGUCACUGUUCAUGAGCGCCUCGAUGUUGACGAAGACGACGGUGGUGUAGGUAUGACAGG